Messenger RNA from Drosophila albomicans, 656 nucleotides. RefSeq lists its product as uncharacterized. The coding region runs from base 76 to 540 and encodes 154 amino acids. The transcript has 2 exons. The record is from RefSeq and is a predicted model, not a curated record. NCBI's taxonomy places the organism in Eukaryota, Metazoa, Arthropoda, Insecta, Diptera, Drosophilidae.
UUAUUAUCGAUAAAUUCCCAUAAACAGCUGUUCUAGCAAUUGUUAUGAAAUUUUGUUAGUUCUGACAAAGGAAAAAUGUUGCGUUUGUUGACAAAAACUCGCAAUUUCAGGUCGUUGCUGCCCAUCUCGGGUGUUCGUAACUAUGCACAGAAACUUCCAGGCAGCAGCAUCAAAUCGCAAGACGAAGAACCGAUUAGCAAUGAACCCAUAAAAUUCUUUGGUAGCCAGGCGGCAACUUGGCGUGCGAGUGAAUCGCGCAGCGGUGGCGGCGACGAGGCACUGUGGUACCAGCCCUAUGUAAUCUCCGCCAGCCUGGCGAUAUUUCUGGUCUACUUCUGCAUACUGCGCGAAGAGAGCGAUAUUGACUUGCGCCUAGAGGGCAAUCUGUAUGAUCACGUUAGCGGUUUAGAAGAGGUGCAGCUCACAGUCAACUACAGGUACAACAAGGAACACGGCUUGGACACAAAGGAGCAGGAGAAACGUUUGACCGAACUGGGCGUUGAUGUGCGACAAUUGGAUUCGCAAUUGGUGGCACAAUAAUUCGUUCUUAAUUAGUUUUACGUGUAAUUUUUGUUAAGCCAAAAGAUAAAUGCAAAUAUUAACAAAUUUAAUCUGUUGCUGUAUGGAUUAAUUAAAUGUUUGAUUGAGGACUCUAA